AUGUCGUAUAAAACGUUGUUCCUACUUGGUCUUGCCACCAUCACCCUUGCUCUUCCUUCAGACAGGGUUAACAAGGAGGGUCUCGUGGCCGGCAAAUUCAUUGUCGCCCUUAAGCCAACUGCCAAUGUCGAUCUUGAUUUGCACGCUCGAUGGGUGUCGGGUGUGCACGAACAAGCCCUCGCCCGCCGCGGCGUCGAGUCUGGUGGGAUUGACAAGACGUUUAGUUUCCCUGGUUUCCAAGGCUACUCGGGAGUGUUUGAUGACAACACCAUCGAGAUCAUCAAGGCCAAUUCCAGUGUCUUGCAUGUAGAACGUGAACAGACCUUUACUAUUGCCUCGCCAGUCACACAGCAAAGUCCUCCCUGGGGUCUCUCGGCAAUUUCCAAUGCCAAUCCUCCAUCUUCGAAGGCCUCCUACACCUAUGACUCGACAGCCGGUGCAGGAACAUUCGUCUAUGUUCUAGACAGCGGCAUCUACCUCGAGCAUGAGGAAUUUCAAGGCCGCGCUGUUUUCGGUGCAGAUACCUCAGGUGUUUCCAGCAAGAAGCAGCACGGCACGCUUGUCGCCGCCAUCGUCAACGGUGCCACAUACGGAGUUGCCAAAAAGGCGACUGUUGUAGAUGUGCAAGUUUUGGGCGAUGAUGGUGGUUCAUCCAGUGGAGUUCUGGCUGGUCUUAGCUGGACGGUCAACGACGUUGUUUCCAAGAACCGCGCUGGCAAGGCCGUCAUCAACAUGAGCUUGUCAGGAGCUAACUCGGUUAUCUUCAACGAGGCGGUGCAGAAAGCGAUUGACGCCGGCAUUCCCGUCGUCGCAGCCGCCGGGAAUGCCAACGAAGACGCUUCAAAAAGCAGCCCCGGGAACCAACCUAACGUUAUCACUGUGGCAGCCAGCAACAAAGACUACCAGCGAUGGGCUUGGUCAAACUGGGGGCCAGCUUGUGAUAUCUUUGCCCCAGGCGAACAAAUCGCAUCAGCUUGGCCCACGUCUGCUUCGGCAACCUACAUUGCGAGCGGCACGUCAGAAGCUUCUCCACAUGUUGCAGGCGUCAUUGCCUAUCUUUUCGCACUCGAAGGUUCGCGCACGCCGGCUCAGAUUUGGUCUCGACUUCAGGAGCUGGCGAUCAAGGAUAAAAUCACAGACGUUAAGGGGGUUCCCAACCUAUUGGUAUACAACGGCAUUGGCAAAUAA
Molecule: messenger RNA, 1188 nt
Organism: Fusarium oxysporum Fo47
Lineage: Eukaryota; Fungi; Ascomycota; Sordariomycetes; Hypocreales; Nectriaceae
Product: peptidase S8/S53 domain-containing protein
Exons: 2
Coding region: 1-1188 (395 amino acids)
Biological process (GO): proteolysis
Molecular function (GO): serine-type endopeptidase activity
Source: RefSeq, a predicted model, not a curated record